This is a messenger RNA of Aricia agestis (brown argus), 1047 nucleotides long. Its product is annotated as CLIP domain-containing serine protease 2-like. Gene Ontology annotation, molecular function: serine-type endopeptidase activity. The record is from RefSeq and is a predicted model, not a curated record. Gene Ontology annotation, biological process: proteolysis. The coding region runs from base 74 to 970 and encodes 298 amino acids. The transcript is spliced from 6 exons. NCBI's taxonomy places the organism in Eukaryota, Metazoa, Arthropoda, Insecta, Lepidoptera, Lycaenidae.
UAAAGAGUCGUCCACUUCAUUUUAGUUGAGUGGUCAAUCUCCACAGUUCAGGUCGUGUGUACAUUUAAAAAAAAUGAUUAAAUAUCAGCUUCUUGUUUGUAUACUAAUUGUAAGUGCCAGAGGGCAUCAGGCGAACGCUGCGAGUGUGGAUUCUGAGGUAUACCCAAAUGCUGGACUCCUGCCGGACGCCUGUGGCGAGAUCGAACAAAAGCGUCUCGCCGAAGGUCCCACAGCUGGACUGUACGAGUUCCCCUGGAUGGCCCUCAUAUCUUAUAAUACUCGUGACGGCCUCGAUUUUCAGUGUACUGGAACCAUUAUCAACUCGAGGUACAUUUUGACGGCAGCAAACUGUAUUCGAAACAGAAACAUAGCUGGCGUGAGAGUCGGAGAGUACAACAAGUGUAUGAGCAUUGACUGCCAGCUAGACCAGUGCGAAUCUCAUAUUCAGGAUAUUCCUGUAGAAGAGGCUAUAGUCCAUGAAGAUUUCACUUCAAAACCAAAUGUGGACAACAACAUAGCUCUUCUGCGCCUUCACGAUCCGAUCGACUUUACUUUUAAAAACGUGGCUCCUAUAUGCCUCCCGGUGUCGAACACACUGAGGAGCGUGUCCAUCGACGGCAAAACAGCGACUCUCGCAAGCUGGAAGUUCAGGAGCGCAAACUCUUGCGAACUAAACAGAAUCAGCCUUCCAUUAGUUACCAGAGAUGAGUGCGUCAAGAAAUAUGAAAAGAGUUCAAAAACCCCUAAAAUAAGCGUCAACCACAUUUGCGCUGAUGAGAAAGCGGAAGAUGCCUGCGGCAUCGUCUCCGGGGAUCCUCUGAUGCUGGAGACUGGUGACAAGGGGGGACGUAGGGUGGUGCAGUACGGGAUAUCCUCCCACGGACCCAUGCGCUGCGGGACCGACUACCCUGGGAUUUACACCGACGUCUCCAAAUACAUGGACUGGAUACUAUCCAACAUGAAAAAGUAAAUGUAGCUGCACUGCGCACAUAAAAUGAAACCAUGACGUGAAUUUUGUGAUUUCCUAAUAAACUGUUUAAAAGCUUA